ACCGCUUCCAAGACACGUACUUACUCGUUCUCCACACGCGUCUCCGGUUUUAUGGUCUUUCUUCCGCCACCACACCUAGCAUCCGCCUCACGUCCUGCCUACGCUGAGGCUUAUGCAAACAUCCUUGCGGCACACCGCCGCUCGCCGCUCGCAUCUGCUUCGUCUGUCGUAAUCCUCGUUGCUCCCGAUGUCGACGCAUUGUGUGCAGCGAAAAUACUUGCGGAACUCCUAAAGCAGGAUGAUGUUACACACAAAAUAAUCCCUUCUUCGGGUCCGGCCGACCUUGAACGCAUGAAAGACGAGCUGAUUACAUUUGCCGAGCUACACACUCUCAUCCUAUUGAAUAUGGGUGCUAUUCUUGACCUUUCGUCCGAGAAUUGGUUCGGCGAAUUCAACAUGAAGCUUACAGUGCACGUCAUAGACUCAAACCGGCCACAGAACCUUGCGAACAUGUUUUCCGGUGGUGAGAAUGGCGAGAGGUUUAUUGUAUGGGAUGAUGGUGAAGCAGAGAAUAUGGGAGAGGAGAGGAAGGCUUGGGAAGCCCUGACGUACGAACCUGAACCCGACUCUGACGAGGACUCGGAGCUGGACGAUGAAGAUGGCGCUCUGUCACAUGAAGAGGAUGAUCAUGACAAUGAUAAUGAGUUCUCGGAACGGGGCCCCACGGGCAAGCGGAGAUCGUUGGGAGACGGAGAUCGAAGUCAAGAAAAGCGACGGAAGCUGGACGACCAAUCUACCCGACUGUCGCGAGAACAACGUGAUGCAUAUCAUCAACUUAUCGCCAAAUACUAUGGGAGUGGGUCGUGGUACGGUCAAAGUGCGUCUGCGACAAUGUACAUACUUGCAACUGUCCUUGAACGCGUGGACUGUGAUUUGCUCUGGCUAGCGAUCCUUGGGCUCACAUUCCAGUAUACCACCGCUCGAAUAUCCCGCGACACUUACGACAAAUACCAUUCAAUAUACUACGAUGAAGUUUUCCGCCUAAACCCACUCCCACCAGACGUUGCUGCGAAUACAACAGAUGCUAUUACAGCUAUGAGCCCAGACGAUCUCUCUGUACGUGCAGCUGAGGAGCUACGUUUUAUGCUCUUCCGACAUUGGACCCUGUACGAUGCAAUGUACCAUUCAAGCUAUGUUGCGGGCAAGCUUGGCAUAUGGAAAGAGCGUGGACGAAAGCGUCUCACUGGAUUGCUCGCGAAAAUGGGCUUCUCUAUUCCUCAGACGCAGCAACCCUAUGCUCAUAUGGACCUUGACUUGAAGCAUCAACUGCGGGCGAAACUCGACUCAAUUGCGCCAGAAUACGGCCUGGUGGAGCUAACGUAUCCGUCUUUUGCGAGAUGCUUUGGUUAUCGUGCUUCCCCUCUCGGUGCAGCGGACGCUGUGGAAGCAGUAGGUGCGUUGCUCGACGUUGCAGGCGGUAUCAGGAUGGAGGUCGAGGUCGAAGGCGCACGGCACGGGGGGGAGUGGUUUGGUGGCGGGAGAUUAUGGGAAGGGGGAAGGGAAGGGGAAGGGCAGCAGGAGAAGCGAAUGGAGGUAGGCAGCAGACAAAAGGACGGGGACGGGGAUGGAGACGUUGAUGGCGAAGAGCGGAAGGAGAGGACAUGGUGGGAGAAGAAUUUCUGGGCUGCUUAUGAUGCUUUGACAGACAUUAUACCCCUAAGAGACGGUUUGUCGCUUGCAAUGUCGCUUCAUCGUGCCAUCAUUCGGCAAGGGACGUCGAUAAUAGACAAGCAGGGUAUUCGAACGAUGCGCUCCCAUCGCGUUGUGGUGCUCUCACAGGGGCCUGAUCUUGCUCUCUUCGCCCAUCCCGGGGUUCUGGCGCGUCUAGGGCUUUGGCUAGUUGAUGCACUUCGUGAUCGUCUCCCAGGGACAAAAAUCGGCGGCCCCCAAGGAAGAGGAAAGAAGUCGCUCCCGUUUGUCGUCGCUUGCUUGAAUGAAAAGACACGAACGUACGCUGUGGUCGGUAUCAUGGGAGCGCUUGACUUUGGGGAUGUCAGGAGAAACGAGUUUGGUCUAGCAUUCAUUGAAGCAAAGCAACGCUGCAAUGCACGGUCACGCCACAGUACCUUUGAUGCCAGCGUGCUCGAGAUUGAUCAGGACGAUCUGAAGUUGUUCUUGGAAACCUUGUGUGAAGUUGGGGAGAGUUACUGACAUUCUUAGUUUUUGCAUGUUGUCAUCCUAGUCACUUUGUAGCUGUCUCGCAUCAUUUCUGCACUAAUAUACUUGUUGUACUCUGCCAGCGUCGUCCGAUAGAGCAGUACUCCACGAGUAUCAUCAUUCCCCUGGGCUCCACCAGAUGGGGAACCCAAAUCCGUGACUCCCUGAAUGUCUUGAGAAGUAAUCGUAAUCGAUGUUUACUGCUACCCGUUAAUAGUCAACUCCAUCAGAACACUCGGGGUACUGACCUGCCGCCGCAAGCACUAGC
This is a messenger RNA of Suillus paluster, 2425 nucleotides long. RefSeq names its product CDC45 family. Gene Ontology annotation, molecular function: chromatin binding; DNA replication origin binding; single-stranded DNA binding. NCBI's taxonomy places the organism in Eukaryota, Fungi, Basidiomycota, Agaricomycetes, Boletales, Suillaceae. The transcript has 8 exons. The record is from RefSeq and is a predicted model, not a curated record. Gene Ontology annotation, cellular component: DNA replication preinitiation complex. Bases 52 to 2151 code for a protein of 699 amino acids. Gene Ontology annotation, biological process: DNA replication initiation; double-strand break repair via break-induced replication; mitotic DNA replication preinitiation complex assembly.